Molecule: messenger RNA, 2881 nt
Organism: Eurytemora carolleeae
Lineage: Eukaryota; Metazoa; Arthropoda; Copepoda; Calanoida; Temoridae
Gene: scny
Product: ubiquitin carboxyl-terminal hydrolase 36
Exons: 25
Coding region: 269-2881 (870 amino acids)
Biological process (GO): protein deubiquitination; regulation of apoptotic process
Cellular component (GO): cytosol; nucleus
Molecular function (GO): cysteine-type endopeptidase activity; cysteine-type deubiquitinase activity
Source: RefSeq, a predicted model, not a curated record
UGAAUUUGUUUUCUUGUGUUUAGUUCCUGUACAGUUUGAUGACCCAGUAACACAUUCACCUUCAGCCAUUAAAUCUUCAUACAUCAUGCUUACUCCGAAACAGAAACCAGAAUCCGAUAACAGUAACAGUAGUAACAGCAAUGGUUGCAGCAGUAAUGGUAGUAUCAACAAUUCGCAGCAAAGCAAUAAACCUACUAAACUAGAUUAGGUACCAGAUCCAAAGGUUACUCUAUUCAGAAGAGAACAGAUACAAUUAGGGCACAGUAAGAUGGGAGGAGCAGGGUCAGGGAUGUGGAAUAUGGGGAAUACAUGUUAUUUAAACUCCACUCUACAGGCUUUAUUCCAUAUUCCUGCUUUUGCAAACUACUUGAGACAGGGUGGUCAUGAGUCGGAAUGCAAUUUAUCAGGAUUCAGUAGUUGUACUAUCUGUAUCUUGACCUCGACUCUGAAGCAAACCCUGCAGGGGGGUAACGUGAUGAAACCUACAAAGCUUUAUGAGAAAUUGAAGUUUAUUUGUAAACAUCUAGUUCACGGCAGGCAGGAGGAUGCUCAUGAGUUCCUUAGGUAUUUAGUGGAGUCCUUACAACGGUGCUAUCUAAUAGCCCGGAAAGUACCUAAAACUAUUGAUAAUUACUCCAAGGAGACAACUCCAUUCAAUCAGAUCUUCGGAGGAUAUAUGAGACAGGAGCUCCAUUGUUUGAAGUGUCGUCACGUGUCAAUAACAUUUCAACACUUUAUGGAUCUUCUCCUCGAUAUUAGAAACUCAGAUAACGUUGACAGCGCGUUGUCUGGAUACUUCAAAAAGGAGGUGUUGAGUCAGGAGGAUAUGUACAAAUGUGAGAAAUGCAAGCAGAAGGUCCCCGCCUAUAAAAUAUACAAGAUGGAACGCCCACCCCUUGUUCUCUGCAUUCAACUUAAGAGGUUUAAUAUGAUGGGAGGCAAGAAUGGACGACCUGUUACUUUGGCCAAAACUCUUGAUGUCUCCAAUUAUGUCAGGUGGUCUGCUAGUGCAGGGCUUAAGUUCAGAUAUCGUCUUGUAUCCCUAAUAAACCAUGUUGGUCCUUCUCCGAACUGUGGACACUACACGGCUAUUGGAGAAGCCCCUAACGGAUCUUAUUAUAGAUUUGAUGAUUCUUCUGUCAACCCGAUUUCAGUUCAGAGUGUUGUAAAUACUUCAGCAUAUGUGAUAUUCUACGAGAUGAGUCAAGAGUGUAGGGAUGCAUACCUGAACAGAUCAACUUCUAAACUAGCUUCAAUAGGUCCUCAGCUACCCCACUCGUCUACAAACAGCAAGGUUUUAUCCUCUAAACCUACCAACCACCAGCCUCUAGUUCAAGCAGUUCAACCUCAAGUCAAGCCUCGACUUAUCUCAGACAUGGUCAAACCCAAGCUUAUCGUAGAGCCUUCGCCCAAUAAGCCGAAAUUAAUACAAGAAUCGACAGCUGUCAAGCCGAAACCGAAUACAGAAAGCCCCAAGUUAGCGAAUGAAAAUAAACUCGGAGUGGUUCUGAAACAGUCUUCAACCAAGUCUAGUCUAACCGGUCUUGUUCCUUAUGAUGGAGAUGAUUCCAGCUCGGAGGAGGAAUCCGCCAAUGUUAAACUAGAGAACGCGGGAAAAUCCUUGAAUGGAGAAAAGGCGGGAAUUGUUGGAUCAGCUGCUGGGUCCCUCGCCAACCGGAGCAGUACUGGUAGCGGGAUUCUAUUCGGAUCCAGCUCAUUCUUACCUAGAGCUGUAGCACAACAGAUUAAACGGAACAAAGAUCCUGAAUCUGUCCCUUCUUCACCUUCUGUACAGAAUAAGGGGUUGAGUUUAUAUGAUGAGAAAGAUUUAAACCCUGGAAGUAAGCUACAGUCCGACCGGCCAUCUAGCGGCCAGAUACCGGCCAGCGGUCAUGUACCGGUCACUGUGAAACGGUCAGAUAGCAUUGACGCUACAAGUAGUCAGGAACGUCUAGGUAUAACUGUUCUUGACAAGGAAUCCCAUAAUCCUUCAAUACACAGCGAUAAUUCAUCAGGGUCAACUCAUAGUUUUACAGUUACAGAUAUAAGAUCCCCUACUCCCACCACUAGCGGUAGCGGAACCGCCAGAUCAUCAUCAUCUAGCGGAACUCCGCGUUCCUCUUCCUCUAGCGGAGUCCAGCGGAACGGAUGGACUGUUACACCGCAGACUAAGCGGGAGCAUUCUGUUCCUACAUCCAGUGCCAGGGAUACAGGUCUGGAAACCGGCGGCCACGCCUCCCCGUCCAAGAAGGUUAAGCUCGAGCUAGAGAAGGAGAAGAUGAACAGGAAAAGUGUUCUCGAUGACAUGAAACUGAAAACUACGGAAACUCUUCGGGAGUUUGGUAAAGAUGUGAUAUCGGCGGGGGCUCGGUUCAAACAACAAUUUAGAUCGAACAAGGUGACGGACAAGCUGCUGAAGAUGGGUAGAAAUGAGGAGGAGGAGAAGGGGAGGUUGGGCAGGUCCCAGGAGGAGGAGAAGGAGGAGUCCAUUACAUCCUGCCAACCUUCAACUUCAACAGGAAGCUCCAAGGCUCUUGAAUCCGCUGAAAAUGAUGAGGAAGAUGAUAAAUCCGACGAAAUGCGGAAGAAGAAGCACAAGAAAAAGAAGAAGAAGGAUAAGAAGAGAAGUGCCGGCUCCGACACAGAUGAUGAAUGGGAAGAGAAAACUAAGGACAACUUGGAAAAGUUCAAGAAUUCCGAAAAAUCAGGGAAAAAUCCAAGUAAAUCCGCGAGUUAUCGACAGAGCCCUGACCGGGACCACUUAGAGAAGGGUCAAGGUGACCGGCCACAGAAGCUCUCCGGUUGGAACCCCGAUGCCCCGGUCAGUAAGUGGGAUAGUAAACCCGACAUGAAAGCAAUUGGAAGGAGGUUCAGAGCUUGA